Owenia fusiformis is the source of this 595-nucleotide messenger RNA. NCBI's taxonomy places the organism in Eukaryota, Metazoa, Annelida, Polychaeta, Sabellida, Oweniidae. The record is from the annotation of a GenBank genome assembly.
AUUGUAAAUAUGUAGUUAAUAUUUAUUGUGCAAAAUGUGAAAUGUGACAUAUAGUUAUAGUAGCGUGUAUAACAUGUCCAAGCAGAGAGGAUUGACUCCCAGGGAUGCAACUCAAUAUUUUCCAACAAUAAAAAUAAGAAUGUUGUUGUUUUCUGCCAUUAUUACUGACUUUAAAUUCAAAUCAACAGCUGAAAAGAUUCAAACCAAUAUCUGAAUCAUUCUUAUGUAUUUUUGGAAUUUUUUGUUUGGAUUUGAGACCAAAACUCACGAUUCAAAUUCUGAAGGGAACAAUGGUGGCUGUUUGAAUUCAAAUUUUAUAAUCUCAAUUUAUGGCAGAAUAUCAAGUUGGAACCCUGGGAGUCUAUCCGCCUUGAUAUCCAAGCUUACAUGUAAAAUGAACUGUUCAGCAUUAGCAUUUAAUAUGCGGAUUCAUCUACUUGGCAGAGUGAAACUACAUGAUUUUUUGAUGUUUGAAAUGUCACAUUGGAGGCAAAACGUUGCAUCAUUGAUGCGCUCACUUAAAAAAAGUUCACAUAUCAAUGUCUCCAUGUCAAACAAAGUACUUGGUGUCUGAAAAUAGUGUACUGGUUGGAAG